GAGGGGGUGGGGCUCAGAGCUGGCAGAGCCUCUCCGGCCUACAGAACUCCCAGACAGAUCUGAGCAUGGACAACACUGUACAGCAUGCUGCAGCCUGACCUGCUCUGCUGACACACUGCUGCACCCACAAAGCUGGGAGACAUCUUCACCCACACAUCCAGAGCGGAGAUCUUGCUGCACCCACAGAGCCAGAGCUGGGAGAGAUCUGCACCCAGAGAUCCACAGCUGAGACCCUGCUGCCCCCAGAAAUCCUGACCCUCCAGCACCCAGAUCUAGAAGACAGUUGCAUUUACAGAUCUUACUUCACCUGGAGAACCCCCUGAGAGUACUGGCAUUUAUCAGCAGCUCAGACUAACCUGUAGGAGAUCACAAUGACAGCGGAGGAGAUGAAGACAGAACAGGGACCCCAGGAGAUCUCCAUGGAUGGGAUAGACAUCAGCCCAAAGGGAGAUCAUGGUGUGCUGAAGCAAAUGAAGAAAGAAGGCAGCGGGACAGAGAAUCCUAUGAUUGGGGAUAAAGUCAGCGUCCACUACACUGGCUGGCUGCCUGAUGGGACCAAGUUUGACUCCAGCAGAGACAGAAAGGACAAGUUCACCUUUGACCUGGGGAAAGGUCAGGUGAUUAAAGCGUGGGACAUCGCUGUGGCCACCAUGAAAGUUGGAGAGAUCUGUCAGGUUACCUGUAAGCCAGAGUAUGCCUAUGGAGCAUCAGGGAGUCCUCCCAAAAUUCCACCAAAUGCUACGCUCAUCUUUGAGAUUGAGCUUUAUGACUUCCAAGGUGAAGAUCUGUCAAAAGAAGAAGAUGGCGGUAUUAUUCGUAGAAUUCUAGUAAAGGGCGAGGGAUAUUCCAAACCCAACGAGGGUGCCGUGGUAGAAUUGAAGCUGCAAGGAAUCCACAAUGAGCGCGUGUUUGAUGAACGGGAGAUGCAGUUUGAAGUUGGGGAGGGAGAGAGCCUCGGGAUCCCCCCAGGAGUGGAGACUGCACUGCAGCAGAUGGAGAAAGGAGAGGAAGCUGUGCUCUACCUGAAACCAGAAUACGGUUUUGACAGCGCAGGCUAUGAGCCAUUUCAGAUCCCACCCAAUGCCGAAUUGAAAUAUAAAGUCAAACUGAAGAGCUUUGAGAAGGCCAAGGAAUCAUGGGAGAUGAAUAGUGAUGAAAAGUUGGAGCAAGGAGUUCUGGUCAAGGAAAGAGGAACACAAUAUUUCAGGGCAGGGAAGUUCCGUCCAGCUGUCAUCCAGUACAAGAAGAUUGUCCAGUGGCUGGAACAUGAGAGUGGAUUGUCAGAUGAAGAGAGCGCAAAAUCCAAAUCCCUGCUUCUGGCGGCAUUUCUAAACCUGGCCGCCUGUUACCUGAAGCUGGCAGAGUACAGGCAUGCUCUGGAACAUUGUAACAAGGCACUAGAAUUCGAACCCAACAAUGAGAAAGGAUUGUUCCGCCGAGGCGAAUCCUACAUAGGAGUGAACGAACACGAGCUGGCAAGGGAUGACUUCGCUAAGGUGAUCCAGCUUUACCCCAAUAACAAGGCAGCACGAACGCAGCUGGCCAAGUGCCAGCAGCGUAUACAUGAGCAACACCUGCGGGAAAAGAAGAUCUAUGCCAACAUGUUCCAGAGGAUUGCGGAGAAAGAGGAAAAGGAGCCUUCUAAAGUCCCCGAAGAGCAGUCCCCGGGCACCACUGAUGUAGAGAUGAGCGACGAAACAUCCACAGAAGAGCCUCGGCACAACGGAGCCACAGACGCCGAAAUCAGUGAAGCAUAGGAGCAACUGAGCGAGUCCCUUUUUAUACAAAUCAGUCCGUCUCUGCACCAGUAGGGUAGGGGUUAUGAAGAUUUGUUACGAGAGGAGGGUGGGGAUGCGGUUACCUGUACAAACUUUCCACACGCCAGUACACCCAUAACCGCUGUUCAAUCUCUUCAUUCCAGCCUGUUCACUCAUUCUAUCUCAGGAGUUUAUAUCCCAUCGGACUAUCAGGAAAGAGCACAAGUGAGAUCCUUUCAUCUGAUUGGCCACCAAUGGGAAAUUGUUUACCUGCACUCUAUCGUUCACACUAAUGGUUUUGAGGAGUACCUUGUCAAUACACCCCUCCUGGGGGCCUUGAUGGGUUCAACUCUUAAAUCACAAUUUCCAUGUCAGACUCUGGUUUAGGUGCUUAAUUUCUGCCCCUUCUUAUCUGCUGCAGUUUUUGUUUCUUAUUUUAUUUUUGUUCAUCAUUUGUAAUGUUUGUUUCACUGUGUUCAUCUCCUGUAAAUAAUAAAUAAAUGUAUU
Molecule: messenger RNA, 2264 nt
Organism: Rana temporaria (common frog)
Lineage: Eukaryota; Metazoa; Chordata; Amphibia; Anura; Ranidae
Gene: FKBP4
Product: FKBP prolyl isomerase 4
Exons: 10
Coding region: 372-1757 (461 amino acids)
Molecular function (GO): protein binding; peptidyl-prolyl cis-trans isomerase activity
Source: RefSeq, a predicted model, not a curated record